CAUAAGGUGACGUCUCCUAAACGCUAAAGGUCAAGAAAACACUUGAUUCAUUUUUAUUUGACUUAAAAUUUUCAUAUCUAAAAUCUAGAUUGAUUAAAGUUAUCACUGAUAUUGUCGGGUAACUUGUUAAGUCAAUUAUUGAACCGACCUUGCUUCCUUUGACUUUGGAAUCUUUAGUGAAUUUAAGGACGAAAUGGCCGAGCCAAUCAAAGUUGUAGUAACUGGGGCAGCAGGGCAAAUUGCCUAUUCUCUACUGUACAUGAUUGCGAAAGGUGAUGUCUUUGGUCAAGAACAACCCUUGAUUCUUCAUCUUUUGGACAUUCCUCCAAUGAUGGGUGUCUUGGAAGGUGUUGUUAUGGAGUUGGAAGACUGCGCUUUCCCGUUACUGAGACAAGUCGUCGCAACCGCUGAACCAGAUGUUGCAUUUAAUGACGUUUCUUCAGCCUUUUUAGUAGGAGCUAUGCCAAGAAAACAAGGAAUGGAACGCAGAGAUCUGCUAGCAGCAAAUGUGAAAAUCUUCAAAGUACAGGGUGAAGCUAUUGAUAAAUAUGCUAGAAAAGAUGUAAAAGUUCUUGUUGUUGGCAAUCCAGCCAAUACUAAUGCUCUCAUUUGCUCCAAAUAUGCACCUAGUAUUCCAAAGGAAAACUUUACUGCAAUGACAAGAUUAGAUCAGAACCGUGCACAGGCACAAAUUGCUGCAAAAAUCGGGGUUCCUGUUCGCAAUGUUUCUAAUGUAAUAAUUUGGGGAAAUCAUUCCUCAACCCAAUUUCCAGAUGGAUCCCAUGCUAUUGUUGAAAUCAAUGGAGCUAAGAAACCAGUUCCAGAAGUUUUGAAGGAUGAUAACUGGCUCAGAAUCAAUUUUGUUGAAACUGUUCAGAAAAGAGGUGCUGCUGUUAUCAAUGCCAGAAAAAUGUCUUCUGCUAUGUCAGCUGCUAAAGCUGCUGGUGAUCAUAUGAGAAACUGGUUCAAGGGCACAGAACCUGGAACUUUUGUUUCAAUGGGUGUUGUUAGCGAUGGAUCCUAUGGAGUACCAAAAGAUAUUGUAUUUUCUUUUCCCGUCACAAUUGAAAAUAAAAAUUGGAAGAUUGUUCCAAAUUUACCUGUCAAUGAUUUUGCCAGAAAAAUGUUGGACACCACUGCUAAAGAAUUAGAAGAAGAAAGAACUGAGGCUACAGCAAUAAUUGAAGCAUGACUAGUUAGCAAGUUAUAAAUGUUUAACCAGAAGGGAAAAGAGCAUAUUGACUGUUUAAAAUACCAUACACACAACUCGAAAAAUACUCUAAUGGAAAUUACACUAUUUAGAUUUUUUAAAGCACAAAUUUAUAUAUUCAAAUUUGAGAGAUCUAUAUUUAAUAUUUUGUAUUAUGAAUAUGAAGAAAUGAUAUUAGGUGAAGGAUAUCUUGGAAAUUGUUUUGGUCAAAUGGUUCAAGAAAAGCAACAAUGUCUAAAUAUACAAUGAACAAGAAA
Messenger RNA from Coccinella septempunctata (seven-spotted ladybird), 1467 nucleotides. RefSeq names its product malate dehydrogenase, cytoplasmic (gene Mdh1). Gene Ontology annotation, biological process: malate metabolic process; oxaloacetate metabolic process; tricarboxylic acid cycle. The coding region runs from base 194 to 1192 and encodes 332 amino acids. The transcript has 2 exons. Gene Ontology annotation, cellular component: mitochondrion; cytosol. Lineage: Eukaryota; Metazoa; Arthropoda; Insecta; Coleoptera; Coccinellidae. The record is from RefSeq and is a predicted model, not a curated record. Gene Ontology annotation, molecular function: L-malate dehydrogenase (NAD+) activity.